Messenger RNA from Nelumbo nucifera (sacred lotus), 973 nucleotides. It is a transcript of the gene MAKR6, whose product is annotated as membrane-associated kinase regulator. The record is from RefSeq and is a predicted model, not a curated record. NCBI's taxonomy places the organism in Eukaryota, Viridiplantae, Streptophyta, Magnoliopsida, Proteales, Nelumbonaceae.
CAUUCAAUACCCAGAUACCCAGCCAUCUCAUCUAUGUGUCAGAGAAUCCCAGUCACCAUGGAAGGCUCACAACCUCUGUCCAUUGAUAGCUUCUCCUACAGCUGGUUAAUAAACCUAAAACCCUCGUACGAAAGCCUCGGCGAUUCUUUCAGGGCCUAUCUCGAUGCUUCGGACGAGGCCUCCUCCUUCAUAGAGAUGGACCCCAAGUUGACACCUUCUAAGAGAUUCCUAGGAGACGCCCAGGAUUUCAAUUUCGGCUUUCCCGUUUCUCAGUCUCCCCACGGUGAUCUGGUUGACGCCGACGAGCUCUUCUCCAACGGCCUUCUCUUGCCUCUCUUCCGCAACUCAUUCAAGACGGAGGCUUUUGCUGCCUCCGUCGAUUCUGCUCCGACGCCGCUCAUCUCCUCCUCGGAGCCGUCGAAGCUCCUGAUUUCGAGCAAUCGGAGUCGCUCUCCUCUUUUUAGAAGGUGGCGACGAUCAUCGAGAACCAUUUUCCAGAAAUACAUGGGUUUCCUCAGACCCUUGUACAAGAAGCUACGGGUCUUGAGAUUAGACGCCAGAAGACCGGAAACUAACGACGCAAGAGUACGACCUUUUGUCAGAAGCUGGGAUGAAUCGUCACAACUAACAACGUCUCCGCGAGCAAGUACUGCUUAUUCCACCGGUGAUUGGUGUGCCAUUGAGAGUUCGAUUCACGAAGCAGUUCUCCACUGCAAAAAGUCAAUCGAAAAAUGAAAGAUUAAUUUGGACAGACGAAGAGGAGAAAGAAAAAUAAAAGAGAAGGAGAGACACAAGGAGAAGAGGGUUUGUGAAUGCAAGAUGAUUUAACUCCCUUUACAUUCGCGCUCCUUGUUUUUGUCUCUUUUUUUACCUUUUCCCUUUCCUGUUUGGAUGAUCGAUCAUGUAAACCUUCCACCUUCGCCCUUUAAGCUUUAAGAAACUUGGUGGCAGAUCAGCCAUGAAAAUUCUUAUA